Molecule: messenger RNA, 3196 nt
Organism: Aricia agestis (brown argus)
Lineage: Eukaryota; Metazoa; Arthropoda; Insecta; Lepidoptera; Lycaenidae
Gene: EMC1
Product: ER membrane protein complex subunit 1
Exons: 17
Coding region: 41-2776 (911 amino acids)
Biological process (GO): protein folding in endoplasmic reticulum
Cellular component (GO): EMC complex
Molecular function (GO): protein binding
Source: RefSeq, a predicted model, not a curated record
CAUUGGCACAUCACUACACUAUUUCAGUCAUUCAUUAGCAAUGGGGGUGCUGUCAAAUAAAUUUAAACCCAAUUUUCUGGGUUUACUCAAGUUUAUAAACAGUAUGAAUUGGUUUAUAGUGUUUUUCAGCUUAAUUAACCUGUCCAUGUGCAUUUACGAGGAUCAAAUCGGGAAGUUCGAUUGGCGGCAAACCUACAUCGGCCGGAUAAAAUUCGCCCAAUUCGAUACAGUCUCAACGGCUAAGAAGAUAAUUGUGGCGACUGAGGAGAAUGUUCUAGCCGCCUUGAACAUGAAGACGGGUCAGGUGGUGUGGAGGCAUGUGUUUGAGACGGCCUCCAGCGGCAACAUCCAGCUGCUGCAUGUGGCUGACAAAGUCACUUCCGUGACCGGCUCUAAUCCGUACCUUGUGAGGGGCUGGGACACUAACACAGGAAUUCUACUUUGGGAGUGGUCCUUGACACUGCAAGAUGAUUAUAGAGCGGAAUAUGCAGAGUGGUGGGUACAGAACGGCAUGCUGGUAAACCUGCUGCCAUUCUUCGGCUCUCACUUGGAAGUAUCCAUGUAUAAUUUGGUCUCCGGAUCCAACAGAGGAUCCACAUCAAAACUCCCCGCUCAAUGGACUAAUGAAGGAUGUGUUUUAACCGCACCCUACUACUCAUGUGUAUCAGGCAGCGCUGGAAGUCAGCUCCUACUAUCACUGGAUGUCACAUCCAAAGCUGUGCAGAUUCUCAGCAAGCCACUAUCAGACUUUAUCAACCUCAACAACGGUGUAGGAGGUGAGCUCCGAGAACUAGACGGUAGCUCCAUCCCAGGCUUCAUUGUUGACAAUAAGAAGAUAAUUCUACUGAGGAACAACAAGUUUGAACCUCUGAGUGUAGAAGUGAGUGACUCUACAGUCAGUGCGGGCGUAGUAGAUGGAGUUGAGGGACCAAUGCUGCUACAGAUUUGGAAUGAAGAGAAUAAGGCUUUCUCCCUGCGCGCUCAUAGCAUUGAGACGGGUAAAGUGAUACCGGAAAUAAGCAGUACAGAGAAGGUCAAUAUUCCGGAGCCUGAUCUGCUGGCGGGCAUGUGCUCUAAGAGCGGCCGAGAGCAGCACGUGUGCAGACUGCUGGUUGGUGCAGCUGAUGACGCCGUGCAUCUGAUGCAGCAGGCUGGUCGCACGCUGUGGUCCCGACAGGAGGCGCUCGCUAACGUGGUAGCGGUGGAGUUCGUGGACCUCCCCGUCUCCGACACAGACGCCGAACUGGAGACUGAAUUUGGAAAGGAAGCUGCGAAGGAGACUAGUUCCGUGUGGUCCGCGUUCACUCGCCGCCUGUACACGCAGUACCAGCAGCUGACGAAGCUGGCGAGUGGGCUCGACAGUGCCGAGGACUCCGCGGAGCUGGUCCGCGACUACUUCAACCUGCACAAGGUCAUCAUGCUCGUCACUCAGGCUGGAAAGAUAUUCGGCAUGGACAACCUCUCGGGUCGUAUACUGUGGGAGCGGUACGAGGCGGAGCUGAACUCUGCGGCGGCGCUGGUGUUCACGCGGCGCGCGGCGCGACACCCGCCCGCUGACGCCGUCGUGUCCGUCAUUGGGAAACAUGUGGACACAGGCAACGGUUAUAUAGUAACCCUCGACCCGCUGACGGGCUCGCUGGUGGAGGAGGGGCGGUACGCCGCGAGCGCGCGCCUGCGGCAGGCGACGCUCGCGCCCGCACCGCUCGCGACAGGACUGCGCGCGCUGCUGCUGCUGGAUGAGGAUGACGCUGUGCAGGUUAUACCACAUUCCGCUGCACCAUUGGUGGAGAAUAUGUACAUGUAUGUUGCUGAGAAGGAGACCGGCAAAGUUGAAGGCUUCGCCCUGAGAUAUAAUGGAAAGGAGCUAACAGCAGUGCGCACGUGGUCCUCUCUGCCGGGCGGUGCGGGCGCGCGCGUAGUGGCGGCGGUGGCGGCGCGCGCGGCGGACGUGCGCUCGCCGGGCCGCGCGCUGCCGGACCGUUCGGUGCUGUACAAAUACACCAACCCCGCGCUCCUGUUGUUAGUGCUGCAGAGAAAGGAUCGAGGUGCUGAUGAGGUAGUGAGCGUGGCGCUAGACGGCGUGACGGGCGCGGUGGUGGCGGGCGCGACGCACCGGCGGGCGAGUGCGUUACCCCUAGCCGUGCACGCUGACAACUGCCUAGCGUAUCUAUACCGCAACGACAAACAUCGACGAGUUGAAAUCGCUACGAUGGAGUUAUACGAGGGCCCCACGCGGUGGAGCUCGCCGGGCGCACCGUUCAGCUCGUGGGAGGAGUGGCGCGCGGCGAGCGUGCGGCGCGCGGCGUACGUGCUGCCCGCCACGCCCACCACCGCCGCGCUCACUCACACGCGCCGACAGAUCGCCGACACACAUUUGUUGCUGGGCCUGUCGACGGGCAGCAUCGUGGAGUUACCGUGGGCGUUGCUGGAGGCGCGGCGCUUGGGGGCGGGGCCCGCGGGUGAGGGCAUGGAGGGGACGCUGCCGUACACGCCUGAGCUGCCCCUGCCCGCGGACGCCGCCGUCAACUACAACCGCACGCUCGAGCGACUCGCCGCCAUACACGCCGCGCCCGCUGGCUUAGAGUCCACGAGUCUUGUGCUCGCUACUGGACUAGAUCUCUACUACACACGGGUGGCUCCAUCUAAGACGUUCGAUCUACUAAAAGACGAUUUUGACUACUACCUUAUCACGAUAGUGCUAAUUGCGCUGCUGGUGGCCACGUACAGCACCAAAUACUUCGCGUCCAGGAAAAUGCUCAAGCAGGCGUGGAAGUGAUGUAUAUAGUGUAGGGAAUUUGAACUGUAUUGUAAUGUGAAAUGGUGACGUACCAAAGUAUUAGCAGUUUUAUAAUGACUCUGUUCUCUGCUGAAUCACUGAUGCGAGUGUCUAGUGUUUGCUGUAUAGAUCGCGUUUAAUUUUAUAUCUGCAUUUUAAACACAAGCCUUGGUCCACGCAAAACGCAGUGGCUGCACUGCUAAAAUGAAACAAAAUUGGCUAAAAGAGCCAAUGCAAUGUUAUGAGUAAAUUUUGUUACUUUUGCACUUAUUAAGGGAAUUUAAUUCAUAAGCAGAAUGGUAGUCAUUAUGGAUUUAUAAUUAACAAACUGACAUGUCAUUUGAAUACACCAUGUUUUCAUAACCUAUAAUUUGAGAUAGCUUUAGAAAAAAAAAUAGUUUGUUAUUAUUUUUAGCAAUA